GCCCAUGUUUAAACUUGUUGAUUAUUCGGCGGGUAUAACCAAAGGUUGUCAAUCACGUGACUUAAUAAUGACAAAAAUGCGUAGAUCUAAUUGAACAAGGAAGAAUCUAGAAUAAUGGAUGAAAUAAAAGAUUAAGAUUGACAUUCAACAAUGUGAUAAUGUUACCUCAAUAAGACAAAGUAAACAAUGGCUUCAUAUAGCCCAAAACUAUCAGAGAAGAAAUACAAUAACUGGGUUAAAGCACAGUUAGCAGUGUUGUUUACUAAAGACGGACUUGAACCUUUUGUAUGUCAUGAAGUUCAAGAAUUCCGUUUGAAAUGUUUAGAUCAUAUUUGCUUCAACAAUGGAUUAAUGAGUGGAACUUUGUGUUCAAAUUGCUGUACAGAAAAUGUUAUCAAAUGUCCAACAAAUAAAAUAUGUAAUGUUGGACAUGGAAGAUGCAGUUAUCAUCGAAAUGCUGCAACAAGGUAUAAUCCUGCCGGCUGCCCUAACAAGAUAUGUCAUAAUUUUACAACUGAGAUACAGAAUGUACAUAGGUUCUAUGGUCCAUCAUACAAAAACACUGAUGCUACACAGUGGUGCAGUAAUUCCUGGGAGAUAGCUAAAUGUUUCAUGCCCCCAGAUGGAUAUACAGAUGUAGUUAGUGCGCAAGAAACAGACUUCAAUGGCAUCAUCAGCGUUAUCAUUAAUUACAAAGAGUUUCAGUUGAAAGUACAUGAAAACCUAGGCAACAAGAACAACAUUUUUGAGAAGGCAAGAGACAUUGGUAGAAAUUUGAGGCAUUCACCAACGUUAGAGGUAGAGGAUAUAGACCUUCAUCAAUACUUCAUAGUAUUUCAACAACUUCUUUCUGAUGCCGGAUAUUUAGCUACAGACAUGCAUGCACAAAAUGCCAAACAGAAGCUGAUAGAUUUAGAAAAUGACACCAUGGUCAUUGGAAAAGAUGACAUAACGAAAGUACUAGAUGAUGUUGCAAAAGCAGCUCGUGACACUAUAAAAGAUGACCUAAAAAGGACGUCUGAGACUGUAAAAGAAGAUAUGAUUAAGAGAAGAAAAGAAGAUCUUCAUUCUCUUGGCUCAAAAGCUAAUGAAGAAUUACAAAAGAUACAAACUAAAUCUGAUGAUUCUUUAAAAACAAUUAAAACUAAAACUGACAAUAGCGUCAAAGACAUAGAAAAGGCAAGAGACAAUUCAGUUCAAAUAAUGCAUCUAAAGAAAGAGGACAUUGAGGAAAAGGUAAAAACAGAAAGCAAGAAAAUAACAGAAGAAUGUGAAAGAGCAGUUGAAACUAUCAAAGACGAGGGAGAUAAAGGGAGAAAUGAUUUAGCCAAUUUCGCAGAGACUGUAGAAAAAACACUCUACACAAGGAUUACGGACGACAAGAAGAAACAGUACAAUGAUAAUAAACAGAGUAAGUAGCGGAGACAUAUUUUACAUUUUUAAUGUCCAUGAGUACAGCCUCCGACCGUCCAUACUUCCUUCCAUCAUUUAAUUUUUUUAUUUCAGACAAAUUUACACAAAAAUGUUUUGCUCAAUGAGGCAAUGUCUUGCGUCUGUUGCUCGAAAGGUCAAGGUCACACAUUGACUCUAACGGAAAUUUGUCAUAGUUAGUGUACUGAUGUUCGUUUCCUGUCAUCAAUUUUGUUAUUCCUGGAUGGAUUUCAAAACCACUUUGCAUAAAAGUGUUGAACAUAAUGACAAUGUUUCGCGCUCAAGAAUAAGGCUGGUAGCUUAAAGUUCAAGGUCACACAUAAAAUCAAGUGCAGAUAUAAAUCAUUGGCUUGUCUUAUUUCAUCCAUCCGUCCGUCAGUUAUUUUGAAAUUGAAACUGCUUAGCAGAAUUGUUAACCAUAAAGCAGGGUUCGUACAGUCUUAAAAAGUGCUUAAAUUUCAGUCUCUUUCUUAAAAAGUGCUUAAAAAUGAUAAAAAGUGCUUAAAAGUCCUUGAAUUUGAUUACUCUCUUGAAAAGUGCUUAAAAAGUGCUUAAAUUCGCUACAAAUUUGCUUGAAAAUAAUUGAAUGACAGACUAGUGUCAGUAAAAAUCAACAAACAAAAAACAAAACAGAUCUUGUUCAGUAUCAAGAUCAAUGAAUUUUGUAAUGUUUGCUCAAUGUAACAGGCACAUAUUGCAAUUGAUUUGAACUUCACUUCAACCCCUCUAUAAUGCUCAUGUUGUGUUCCAAGGUCUCAAUACAGCAUUUAGCAAGAUUCUGAUAUGUAACUCAUCGCAAGAUCACCACAUUACCCCACCCACUGCAAUUAUGUAUAAUGCUAAUGAUUUUCACUUACCAUUCAAUGAUUAUUGACAUUAUUUUUGUAAAACAAUUUAAUAAUGUAGAUAUAUAUAAUAUUGUGAUGUUGUAGUAUUUAUAUUUAAAAGAAACGGAAAACCUACGAAAGAAAAACAUAAAUCACAAAUGGAAACAGUAGUAAGGGUUUUAACAGGGGGCCGUACAACAGGUUGUCAGUUAAGUUUGUAUUUGUUGCUAUCUUUGUUGUCAUCUAUAGAAACUGUAGCCAGAAAAUGUAUUUUCAUCAUGAAAUGAUUGUCACGGUUCAGAACUGUUCACUAUUUAGGGGAGAAGAUGUGUAAGCGGCCGGAUAGCUCAGUCGGUAGAGCCGCGGAACGGUAUUCCGAGGGUCCCGGGUUCGAGUCCCGGUCAGGCUGCACAUUUGUCUCACCCUGUGACAUUUGGCGCCCAACGGGGGACCGUGACUGCUUAUAGCUCAGAGUUCAAUUAACAUUGCUCUGUAGCUUUGUGAAAUUCGAGGACGAAUUUCAAUAUUGUGUUGAAGUAUGUCACGGUUCAGAACUGUUCACUAUAUAGGGGAGACGAUGUGUAAGCGGCCGGAUAGCUCAGUCGGUAGAGCCGCGGUACGGUAUUCCGAGGGUCACGGGUUCGAGUCCCGGUCAGGCUGCACAUUUUUCUCACCCUGUGACAUGAUCAAGAAAUGACUUAUAAAUUAAUAUUGGUUAAACAUUGUGUAGGAUAUAGACGCAACAAAUUGUGCUUGAAAAAUGGAAAAACAUGCUUAAAAAGUGCUUAAAAAGUCCUUGAAUUUUGAUACUGGAUACGAACCCUGUAAAGAGAACAUGUGUGCAGAGCACAUGAUUGACCUUCAUUGGGUCAAAAUCAAGGUUUGUAACAAUUUUGUAUCCACUCUGUAUCUCUUGAAUCAAUUGAAAUAAAGUGAAAUUUUUGGCAGAAAUAUUACUUAUGUAGACAAUGAGCAGAAAUAACUUUGUGCUUCCUGAUAUAAAAAACUGGUCCCGCCCAAGAAAUUUCUUGAUUUUUAUUGUGUAAAACUAUUAUGUCUGGAGCUUAGAUAAAAAAUGAAAAGAAAAUAGAAGGAAAAAUGCCGGGACACAGUGGAAUGUACGUUGUAAGCGGUACCUCAUUAAAACCGAUCUCGUUAUAAGUGGAGUAGACUGUAUUUAGCAUGUAACAUUGCCUUGUUAACCUUUACAAAAUUGAUUUCAGUCAUGCCCCUAGGUUUGAUAUUGGCCCUUUCCAAGGGGUCACUUGAUUUUAUAUAGACUUAUAUUGGAUAAUACCUCUAAAAUUUAUUGUGUAUUUUAAACAACGAUGCUAAGGGCUUAGAUACUUUGUCAUUUUACAUCACAUUUGUGGACCACACAACCAAUGGUAUAAAUCAUGCCCCUUGGGUCUAUAUUGUCCUCAUUAUAUUGGACUUAUUUUAUAUAGUUUUGUAUAGGAAAACACAUUUAUUUUGGUUAAACUACAAAGUCUAGAGUUUAGAUAUUUGACAAAAAGCAUUGCCUUAUUGGCUUCUACAAAACAGAUAUUUAUGAUGACCCUGGGGUCAAUAUUGGCCCGUACCAGGGUCACUUGAUUUUUAUAAACCUAUAUAGCAAAACACAUUUAAGUCUUAAUUAAUGUGUAAAACUACAGAGCUGGGUGCCCAGAACUUACAUAUUUGACAUGUAUUUGACAAUUUGUAGAUUGCUAUAAAAUGGAAAUACCCUCAGGUCAAAAUUGGCCCUCUCCCCUUAGUCACUUGAUUCAUGUAGACUAUGGUAUAGAAAAAACCCAUCUUUUUGUGGAUAAAUACUGACCUCAAUAAAAGUUUUUUAUUAACUCUCCCAUAAUGGAAUUAUUAUUUUUGAUUAUUCAAAAUUUAAAUUCAGGCAUAUACCUUUGCGGUGUUUUUGUUUAAGUUGUCGGUAUCAAAAAUAAAACGCUCUACCAGUCCUCCGAUCGUCUGACGUAUUCUCAGCCCAUCCUAAAUUUAUGUCACUUUCUGUCUGGACCUAAAUGAACUGCUAGGCUAUCCUGGUCGUCAGAUCACUUAUUAGCUCACCUUGCACAAAGUGCAGGUGAGCUUUUAGGAUGGCCAACCAAAUGGCGUCCGGCGUCCGUCCACAUUUUAAAUAUUCUAAGGACAUCUUCUAUGAUACCGCAAGGCCAAUGUUAAUGAAACUUGGCAGGAAUACUCUUUGUAUGAAGCUCUAUCAAGAUUGUUCAAAGAAUUCCAUUUCAUGCAGAACUCUAGUUGCCAUGGCAACCGAAAGAAAAAUCCUUAAAUAUCUUCUUUUAAAGAACCGUAAGAGCUAGAGCUUAGAUAUUUGGCAUGAAACAUCUUCUAAUGAGUGUCUACCAAGUUUGUUCAAAUAAAAGCCCUAGGGUCAAAAUUGGCCCGGCCCCAGGGGGUCAUUGAUUUUCCCUAUAUGCAUAUAGUAAAAACUUAAAAAAUCUUCUUUUAAAGAACCCAAAGAGCUAGAGCUAAGAUAUUUGGCAUGAAACAUCUUCUAGUGAGUGUCUACCAAGUUUGUUCAAAUAAAAGCCCUGGGGUCAAAAUUGGCCCCGGCCCGGGGGUCAUUGAUUUUCCCUAUAUGCAUAUAUAGUAAAAACUUAAAAAAUCUUCUUUUAAAGAACUGUAAAAGCUAGAGCUUAGAUAUUUGGCAUGAAACAUUUUCUAGUGAAUGUCUACCAAGUUUGUUCAAAUAAAAGCCCUGGGGUCAAAAUUGGCCCCGCCCCAGGGAGUCAUUGAUUUUCCCUAUAUAUGCAUAUAGUAAAAACUUAAGAAAUCUUCUUUUAAAGAACCCAAAGAGCUAGAGCUAAGAUAUUUGGCAUGAAACAUCUUCAAGUGAGUGUCUACCAAGUUUGUUCAAAUAAAAGCCCUGGGGUCAAAAUUGGCCCCACCCUGGGGGUCAUUGAUUUUUGAAAGGUGAAAAUAAGCUAUGUUAUGUUUAAAAAAUCUUUUCUAUUAUGGCCGAAAAUUUGUUUUACAUUGGUGAUUAUGACAUUUUUCAGUAAGUUAUUCAGAAAAAUUUUAGGCUGCAUUCUGUGAAUGAGUUUGCAAGUGUUAUUUCUGUAAGCUAAUAUGACCUUGAUCUACUGUGAAAUGUGGAAAUUGACAGUGGUUAUAGCUGACAAAAUUUGAUAAGAACAAACAAAAGAAAUUGUCU
Messenger RNA from Ruditapes philippinarum (Manila clam), 5430 nucleotides. RefSeq lists its product as uncharacterized. Bases 187 to 1419 code for a protein of 410 amino acids. Lineage: Eukaryota; Metazoa; Mollusca; Bivalvia; Venerida; Veneridae. The record is from RefSeq and is a predicted model, not a curated record. The transcript is spliced from 4 exons.